This is a messenger RNA of Esox lucius (northern pike), 880 nucleotides long. RefSeq names its product CD209 antigen-like protein C. The coding region runs from base 1 to 696 and encodes 231 amino acids. The transcript has a single exon. The record is from RefSeq and is a predicted model, not a curated record. Lineage: Eukaryota; Metazoa; Chordata; Actinopteri; Esociformes; Esocidae.
AUGGUGUGUAUCUUACAACUCAUUCUGAAUGUCUAUCUGUAUGUAGUUGCCUACUCAACCUCUGGAGAAGAUCUGCUGAAGAUCACCAGGUAUGACAACUUGACUAAAGAGAAAGAUGAGCUACGGUUCAGCUACAGCAACCUGACUAAAGAGAACGAUGAGCUACAGACCAGCUACAGCAACCUGACUAAAGAGAGGGACCAGCUACAAACCAGCUACAACAACCUGUUAAAAGAGAUAGACCAGCUAAAGACCAGUUACAACAACCUGACUAAAGAGUGGGACCAGCUACAGACAAGUUACAAUAACCGGAAUAAUCAGUUUUGUCCCCAAAACUGGAAAAAGUUUGGCUGCAGUUGUUACUACAUCUCCUCUGUCAAGAACACCUGGAAUGCAGGCAGACAGGACUGUCUGAAUAGAAGAGCAGACCUGGUGAUCAUCAACAGCAGAGAGGAACAGGCUUUUAUCAAAGCACUUGGCCACAGAUCCUGGAUUGGUCUGACUGACAGAGAUGUUGAUGGAACAUGGAGAUGGGUGGAUGGGACACCAAUGACCACAAGUUACUGGAUCAACGGGGAGCCAAAUGGAGGGAAAAAAGAAAACUGUGGCGAAAAUAAAAUCUCCAACGAUGAUCCAGUAAUGGCUUGGAAUGAUCAACCAUGUGACCAUAAAAAUUAUUUUAUCUGUGAGGUGUAAACCAAACAGCUAAUUUACAGAAAAGCAUGAUUACUUUUUAUACAACUAUGGAAUUAUGAAAACGCUUAGUCUCUUUCUUUCUGAUUUCUUGUUCAUACACAGAGUUGGAUGGAUUCUGGAAAUAGGACAGGGUGAAGUCAAGGGGAAUGCUGGCAUGUUUUACAUUAGUUGGCAUUAGAUGGUA